Molecule: messenger RNA, 2289 nt
Organism: Penicillium roqueforti
Lineage: Eukaryota; Fungi; Ascomycota; Eurotiomycetes; Eurotiales; Aspergillaceae
Exons: 3
Coding region: 1-2289 (762 amino acids)
Source: RefSeq, a predicted model, not a curated record
AUGUCUCAGUAUCCACCGACUCGUCCCUGGGCAGCUCUUAGCGCCAUUGACCGAGAUCACGAGUCGGGACUCUUCUACGAAGAUGAUGUUCCUCACACCGCAAAGAUGACUGUUAACAUGAGUCAACCUGACUUCGAAGACCGGGGCCCCAGCAUGGCUGAAAAUCUUCGUGUUAUUGCGGAACGCAGUGCAGCUCGUCGGAAUGGAACUGCUAUGAACAAGAACGAUAUGUUUUCCAAGCCAUUGCCACCCAUUCCUCAACAGGAAGCCCCCCAGUCGGCCGCCACAGUUGGUCAGGAGGGUGUUGUUCAAGGUUCUGGGGACAACAUCGACAAGAUGAGCAUUCAUUACGUGCUUGAUAGAUCCAACAUGCAUGGACGCCACGAUCAAUCCUCAUUUGCUCAACGUGAAGCUUCUCAAAUUGCUACUCAAGUUGGCCAGAAAGCAGUUGCCAAUGGUUGUGUGCACUCAAGUGAGAAGAUCAAACUGAAUUUGCUUCUUGAUGGAUGCAAGCUGGAAGGAUAUGACGAUGAGACUCCAUCUAUUCAACCCAGUGGAUCUGAGCCGACCCUCCCACCCCUUUCGUAUCACUCCUACAAUACGCAAGCCACCUACGCCAACUCCUCCUCUGCUUACGGUUGCUUGGCUCGGGAAUAUGAUGCUCUGUAUGAUGCUCCUGCAUCCGAGACCCCUGGUUCUCAAGUCAAUCCCAGCCCUUAUCGCAACGGUGACAGUCCAACUUCGUGGUACGAAUCUUCACCCACUUGCUACGAGUUUUCUCCGGGUCCUCAGAUUGCAUUGGUUCCCAACACUACCCCGGUGCACGAAAUCAAGGAAGAAAAUCAAUUCGCAGACCUGGGGGCCACCAUCGAUGAGCUGCUUGCCUUGAUCAACCCGGAAAAAGAAUACUCACGCCUUGCGAAUGACAAUCACAGCCCAGAAAGUUCAUCUUCUGCUUACCAUUUCACUACCCCCAGCUCGGUGUCUACAGAUAUCUACCAUGCGGAUCAAUACUCUAGCCUUGCUUACCAGGCUCCAGACUUCGUCAUUCGUGAUGCUGAGAGCCCUGCAAGCCCCGACACCAUUCGUGGAGUCACACCUGCAUCGCCAGCAUGGUCCCCGCCAUCCCCUUGUCCCAAGGGAUGUUGCUAUUGGUCUUCGGAUGAUGAAGCCACUGCAUCUCCUGAACCUCAGUUCGAUCGGGAAUGGUCUGCUUCCGAUGUGUCUCUGCAAGAGUCACCUAUGUUGCCUUCUCUUCCUCAUGUCGCUUCAUAUCCAUCUUCUGAGCGUCGUGCCAGCUACCUAAAAUGGAGAGAGGAGAGAGCGCACAUGAUUAGUGCCGAGGAGGCUCUUGUCCCACGGCAAUUGAACGUGAUGAAGAAGGCCACUUUCACCAUGGAUGUCCCUAUCCACAACGUUUCCCAGCACCAGGCAGCCGUCCACACGUCUGAUUCUACCGAUGAGGGCCCUAGCCGCGCAGCUUCCUUCGUCAGCAAUUAUUCCGAUGUCAGCAACACCAUCAGCAGCGCAACUCUGAGUCCUGUCCCCCGCAGCCCUGAUGUCUCCAGUUCUGAGGGCUCCGUGGACUCUCGUGGAAUCAAGCGCAAGCGAUUUACCAAGACCCUCUUUGGUAAGAAAGGAUACCUUGAUGACUACGAGGGGCGGCGCGACACGAGAUUCCGCUUCUUUAAGGAGGCCAUCGAAAGGGGACAUUCAACCUUUGGCAAUAUUAAAGGAAUGUUUUGGGAUGAGAAUCGAGGUUUGAUCAGCCCAUCAACCAAACCCAGCAUCGUCACUGAGAACACUGCUCCCAUUACUCUGAACACCGAGGUACAGUCGAUUCUGUACGCCGAGAUUGAGGGCAUGAUCACCCACGCCGCCAACGAAUUCCUGAUGAAGGAGUACUAUGACGGUCACCUCUCUACUAGUUCUCUCCAAAAGGUGAAAAGAAGAUGGGAGAAGAAGCACAUGCCUGGUGUCCCUGAAUUCCGUUUCGACCAAGGUACCCAGUACCGCAUUAUCAGCGCAAACCGCGAGCAUCUCAACUUCGGUCGACCCAGCAACGGCCUUGGCCGGAACACCGUUCUGGGUAACUGGAAGCGGAUAUGGAAGAAUAUGAGCAUCCGCACCUUCGUGUCUCCCGAUUCGGUUAUCAAGAAGAACAUCCACGAUAUCAUGGAUCUCCUGGAGCUUUUGAACGCCAGGGAAGGUCACCUUGAACUGCUUAUGGCCCUCGAUGCGCAUGUUCGUGGACAGCUGCAGAAGCACGAGAUGUUGCUGUACUACUGA